AAUGCGCUAAAAAUAGAGGCCAUUUACAUGUGAUUUUCAUAGGCUAAAAUGACAUCUGGCUGAGAUGGAGAAGAGAUACGGAAGGUCGACCCUGGGUGCCAUGGCGGCGCGAAACACAAAGACGGCCAACAUCGCCAAAAGGGCUAUUGCAAACUUCAAGACGGGUGUAAUAAAUUUAACGAAGCAGAUUCCUGAAGAAGGGAAGAUUUCAAACAUUCAGCACCAAAAACAGUUAAAGGAGGUUGAAAAACUGCAAAAUGAAGCCUCGAAUAUACUCGGUUCGCUCUACGAUUACUCGGAGGAGAUAAAGGAAAAGAACGAAUCGUUUAUUCUGUACGAUAAUUUACUUGACGAGUUCAAGGAAUAUAUGGGAAAGCUUGACGAUUUACAUAACAAGCUGGUAAAUGGGCAGAAAUCGCCCGUACACACCGUUAGCGAGGUGAAGCAUGACAUACAUGUUAUCGAGGCUGAUGGAUUUCAGCUCUUGGAGGAAGAAAUAGUCCAAAACACAGUAGAAUACCCUCUAGAGUCCAGCAUACUGGACGAAAGAUCGGAACAGAUACAGGCGUUGCGAUCGAGCGUUUACGAGAUUCAAGAUUUGUACAUUGAGAUUGGUGAUAUGGUAGAAUAUCAGGGAGACCAGAUAGGUGAGUGAAGGAGCUGGCUAUACACCAACUGCAGACGACAUUGAGAACAACAUGUUCAAUGCGUACACGGAUUCCGUCCAAACAAACGUUAUUUUAAGAGACAUUGAUGGGAGAGGAUCCAUUCCAUGGUCAACAUAUGCCAUUUUGGUUAUUUUAUU
Messenger RNA from Theileria equi strain WA, 805 nucleotides. RefSeq lists its product as hypothetical. The transcript is spliced from 8 exons. Gene Ontology annotation, biological process: vesicle-mediated transport. Lineage: Eukaryota; Apicomplexa; Aconoidasida; Piroplasmida; Theileriidae. Gene Ontology annotation, cellular component: membrane. The record is from RefSeq and is a predicted model, not a curated record. The coding region runs from base 65 to 655 and encodes 196 amino acids.